AUGCAACGCACCCCGGGAAGAACGUAUCCCAGCCCGGGCUUCAGUCCCGGAAAUAAUCGAGCCUCUCCGCGAGGCUGGAGAUCUACACACGGGCGCUUCUCUCCUGCGGGAUAUGGCGCAGGGCCCCCGUGCUUCUCCCCGUUCUCGCCCCCCAGGUUUCAUGGAGGCUCUCCGCGGGACUUUGGAGCGCCGUCCCCCGGGGCCUACAGAGGGAGACGCAGAGGAGGCUUCAGCCCUGCACAUGGAGCAAGCAACCAGGAAGACCAGCCUGUGGAGAAGUACUUCAGUCCCAACAUGGUUCAGGACCCUUGGAAAAAUCUGUGCCCCGUUUCAAAAGAGCAGCUCCAUUCUGCUUUUAAGCCAGGACUAAGCCAGGACUACAGACAAGGUCCCCCUCAGGACUAA
Messenger RNA from Knipowitschia caucasica, 405 nucleotides. NCBI's taxonomy places the organism in Eukaryota, Metazoa, Chordata, Actinopteri, Gobiiformes, Gobiidae. The record is from the annotation of a GenBank genome assembly.